UAUGUUUUCAAAAACAAGUAGCAGAGUGCAGACACGAAACAGUUUUUGAAAAAUAAAAGAGAAACCUAAGCAGAAACCAGAUUCUACAAUACCAUAGAAUUCCUCUUGUAUUCUCUUACUUAGAUGUUAAUACCGCUAGUUGUAUAAAAUUCUUCUCAUUCUAGCUGUUGGGCACAUUGUGAGAGGGACACCCAACACUUCAAAAUACAUCAAGUCAAAAAAAAAAGCAGCCGGCGUAAGCUCUCACCAUGCAUGGAUCCAGAAAAAGGCCAAACCACAAGGUCUACGGUACUUAAUUGUAAGCAAAUUUCUAUAAAUACUACCAUCAAAAUAUCUCAAUAUACAUCACAUAUGCUUCCUAAAAUGAAGCCCUCUCUAGUUUCGAUUCUUUCAUUCUCUCUCUUAAUCUUUGUCUCUACAUCUCUCUCCGAAAGAUGCAACCCAAAUGACAAAAAAGCUCUCCUAGAAAUCAAGAAGGCACUUGGCAAUCCCCGUGACUUGAUUACAUGGGAUCCCAAAACCGAUUGCUGUGAUGAAUGGGCACAAUCCACUCUCUCGUGUGAUGACAACACCAACCGAGUUACUUCCCUUAGCCUCAUCAGGAUUCAGGAUGCCGGCUACCUCUCACCAACCAUCGGAGACCUCUCGUAUCUCCAACAUUUGGACAUCACCAAAAUGUACAAUCUUUCAGGUCCAAUUCCUCUCACAAUAGCCAAACUAACGAAUCUCGCAUUCUUGAGAAUCACUCAAACAAACAUUUCAGGACCGAUCCCUGAGUUUCUUGGUACUAAGUUGCAAAGCCUAACACACAUUGACUUGUCAGACAACAACCUUGUAGGUACAAUCCCUCCUUCACCCUCCCAACUAUCAAACUUGUCGUACCUUCGUUUAGACAGGAACAAUCUCACUGGAACAAUCCCAGAAUCAUUCGGAAAAUUAGCUCCAAAACUUGAGUUUCUUUACCUUGGACGUAACAAACUAAGUGGAGUUGUACCAAGGUCUUUUACUGGAUGGAGCUUUGAGACACUUGACUUAUCCGCGAACAAGCUUGAAGGAGACAUCUCUUUUUUGUUUGGCGAAGAUUCAAAUACAUUUCAAUUGUAUUUGUCCAGGAACAAGUUUGAAUUCGACUUUUCAAAGCUAAAAUUCGGGGAGAAGUUAGUGAGUUUAAAACUGAAUCAUAACAAUAUUUAUGGUGACUUUCCAGCAGGCUUUGCUAGUAGACCAUGGCAAGAGUUCAAUGUGAGUUACAACAAUCUGUGUGGGAGAAUUCCACAAGGUGGAUAUAUGAUCCGGUUUGAUAUGUAUUCAUAUAUCCAUAACAAAUGCUUGUGUGACUAUCCGCUGCCUCCCUGUAAAUCAUCAUGAUGAUCAAUAAACGGCAGCCCAAUGUACUAGAGCUCCUGCUAAUUGUGAUGAACAAUAUGCAAGCAAAUCCAAGAUUACAUUGUCACAAUAUCUUUUUCAAGAUAAGCCAUUUGGGGGAUGGUUGGGUAGGUGAGGCUCAUACAAGUGGAACUAUGGUCCCAUUGCAGUUCUGUUUCCUUACCCCCUUCCCCUCUUUCAUCUUUUUGAAUUUGUCAUUUUCUCACA
Molecule: messenger RNA, 1593 nt
Organism: Capsicum annuum
Lineage: Eukaryota; Viridiplantae; Streptophyta; Magnoliopsida; Solanales; Solanaceae
Product: polygalacturonase inhibitor
Exons: 1
Coding region: 253-1368 (371 amino acids)
Molecular function (GO): protein binding
Source: RefSeq, a predicted model, not a curated record